Elephantulus edwardii (Cape elephant shrew) is the source of this 1119-nucleotide messenger RNA. RefSeq names its product lysophosphatidic acid receptor 5 (gene LPAR5). Gene Ontology annotation, cellular component: membrane. The record is from RefSeq and is a predicted model, not a curated record. The transcript has a single exon. Gene Ontology annotation, biological process: behavioral response to pain; G protein-coupled receptor signaling pathway. Bases 1 to 1119 code for a protein of 372 amino acids. Gene Ontology annotation, molecular function: G protein-coupled receptor activity. Lineage: Eukaryota; Metazoa; Chordata; Mammalia; Macroscelidea; Macroscelididae.
AUGUUAGCCAACUCCACAGCCAACACCAAUAUUACCAACAACUCCAUUCCCUUCUGUCCGGACUACCGACCCACCCACCACCUUCACUUUGUGGUCUACUGUGUGGUGCUGGCCGCUGGGAGCCUCCUCAACGCACUGGCCCUCUGCGUCUUUCUGUGCCUGCUGCGCGCGCACUCGGUAGUGAGCGUGUACAUGUGCAACCUGGCGGCCAGCGACCUGCUCUUCACCCUCUCGCUGCCCUUGCGCCUCUUGUACUACAAAUGGCACUACUGGGCCUUUCCAGACUUCCUGUGCCAGAUAGCGGGCGCCAUCUUCCAGAUGAACAUGUACGGCAGCUGCAUAUUCCUGGCGCUGAUCAACGUGGACCGCUACGCUGCGAUCGUGCACCCGCUGCGCCUGCGCCACCUGCGGCGGCCCCGCAUGGCACGCUACCUGUGCCUCGGGGUAUGGCUGCUCAUCCUGGUGUCUGCUGUGCCCGCGGCCCGCGUGCACCGCCCGUCCCGGUGCAGAUACCAGGACGGGGAGCGCGAAGGGGAGGCGCGCCUGUGCUUCGAGAGCUUCGGCGACCUGUGGAAGGGCAGGCUGCUGCCACUUGUGCUUCUGGCCGAGGUGCUGGGUUUCAUGCUGCCCCUCGUGGCCAUUGUCUAUUCAUCCGUCCGGGUCUUCUGGACGCUGGCGCGACCCAGUGCCACUCAGAGUCACAGGCGGAGGAAAACAGUGCGCCUCCUGUUGGCCAACCUCAUCAUCUUCCUGCUGUGCUUCAUACCUUACAACUCCACGUUGGCUGUCUAUGGGCUGCUGCGGAGCCAGCUGGUGGUGGCGAGCGAGGCGGCCAUUGACCAGGUGCGCCGGGUGCUGAUGGUGAUGGUGCUGCUGGCCAGUGCCAACUGCGUGCUGGACCCCCUAGUGUACUACUUCAGUGCCGAGGGUUUCCGCAACACCCUACGCAACCUGGGCACUCGGAUCCGGACUAGGACCUUAGCCACCCCCAGAACUGGGGAGACGCUGCCUGAACUUUCCGCUGAGACCACCCACACCAUUAGGCCGGACGCCACAAGCCUGCUCAGGCCCUCCUGUCCUCGAACUCCUACCCAGUGCCGGGAGGAUUUGGUGCUCUGA